AUGACAUGACGUUCUAUUCUCCAACUGUCACUCGCCAGCGCUGACCCGCCCAUAACCGCGCCACAGCCGUCUCCAUGGCAACCACAGAUACCGGAACAGGAAGUGCUCAGCAAAUGAAGGCAUUGAGUCCGUUAAUAGGAAAGCUGGAAGCAGAGCGGUAAGGAGCAAUAAUUAAAUAUGGCGCUGCCGACACUACCUUCAAACAUCUACGGUCGUAGCAGGGUUCUGGAGAGACAGAUUGUACGCCACAGAGAGCAAGAAGCUCGUUUUCGUAAUGAGUGGGACGUGGCCAAUCGCUACUUUAAACAGUCAGAUGUGUGUAGCAGCAAACAGGCUCAGUGGAGUUCACGUAUUUCCUAUGAUCAGAGUAUGAAUGCUUACCACCGUGAGAAACAGAGAGAAGAGAAAAGGAAGAACCUGGAACGCCGGAGAGAUGAGCUUCGUAAAAUGUUACAGGAAGAGAGAAACAUAUUGGAAGCAGAAUUGAAGGAGCUUUCUCAGAAUAGGGAGCCUGACCUCGACAGCAUGAGGGAACGAGCAGAGGGGCUAAGGUCUGCACGGGAGGAGCGUAGGAAAAAGCUUGCUGAGGAGAUGCUGUAUGAGCAGUGGAAGACAAACAAUCCGAAACUACGGGAGGUGGAAUCCAGUAUGCAUAAGAAGUAUGUAGUCGAUGCCUGGGGAGAACAGAUCACAGAGAGAAAUCAGGAAAAAUUAGAAGAGCAAGAAGAGAAGAAGAGGUUUGAGAACCAAUAUGAACUUGCCCGGCGUGAAGCUCUAGAGAAUAUGAAACGAGAGGAGGAGAGACGGCGCCAGACGGAGAGGGAGCAAGCUGAAGUCCUGCGACAGCAAAUGGAGGAGCUCAAAUUGAGGGAACUAGAGGCUCAGAAUCUAAAGAAGCAACAGGAGGAUUUACUAAGACAGCAGUGGGAAGUGGAGAAGCUGCAGGAGGAACGGAGGAAGACUGAAGAAAGGCAGAAAAAGACAGAGCUUGGUCAUUUCUUGAGUCGUCAGUAUACAGCUCAGAUGAAGAGGAGAGCCCAGAUGGUACAAGAAGAACUGGAAAUGGACAUGAAAAUCCUCUCUGCCCUGAUAAGUAAGGAGGAUGAUGAGCAACGUCUGCGAUCGGCUAGAAGGGAGCAAGCUGCAGCUGACGCAGCAUGGAUGAAACGCGUUAUUGAGGAACAGCUUCGUCUGGAGAGACAGCGGGAGGCAGAGAUAGAUACUAUGUUUAGAGAAGAAGCCAGACAAGUGUGGGAGAAAAGAGAGGCUGAAUGGGAAAGGGAGCGCAACGCAAGAAAUCGACUCAUGAAAGAGGUUUUAUAUGGAAGACAGCUACAGAUUAAGGAGCAGAUAGACCAGAAUAGACAAGCUCAGAGGGAAUCUUUACAGUCUCGUGAAGAACUUAUCAGAGAAUUGGAAGAAGUUAGACAGCUGACCUCUAGAGCGAAGAAAGAGGAUGAGGAGCAGAAGACUGCACGGAAGCUGGAGCUGGAGACACAGAUUUCUGAACGCCGUUUGAAAGAAAUGGAAGAGAUGCUGCGUUUGGAAGAGGAAGAACAAGAGGAGAAGUUGGCAGAAGAAAAAGAUGAUGAUUUAGUAGAACAGGAGGCAGAAAUACUGACACAAAGAGGUUAUCAGAAAAAGGUGUUUGGGCGCCCCAGACCUGCCUGGUCUUGACAGCAGGAAACUCGGAGCUUGACAUGCCACUCAAAAACCAUCGCAGUUGUCUGAGCCCAGGAAAAAACACAUGUAUUUUUGUUAUAGGAACUCUUUGUAAAUAGGUUUUUAUUCGACUGUAAAUAGGUUUGUGAACGAUUAUAAAAAAAAUCUUAUAUGAGGGAUACUUUUCCUUACCAAGCAAUUUAAAAUGUGCACUCUUGAUAGGGACACCCAGGUAAUAUAUAUUGGUAGCUUAACCCCUCCCUGACAGGCAUAUGCAUACAUGGGGCGCCACUGUGUUUGCACUGUGAGUGUGCUGCACUCCAGCACAGAGAUCGAGCUCUCACCGAUAGUCCUGGGUCUCCUACUAAUGAUAGGAACUAGGAGGUCCAGUUCCCAAUCACCUGAUCACUGUGAUAACCUGACUGUACAGCAUGCCCCUGUGUUGUUUUCUCCCUUU
Messenger RNA from Rana temporaria (common frog), 2119 nucleotides. RefSeq names its product trichoplein keratin filament binding (gene TCHP). Bases 178 to 1677 code for a protein of 499 amino acids. Gene Ontology annotation, cellular component: keratin filament. The record is from RefSeq and is a predicted model, not a curated record. The transcript is spliced from 13 exons. Gene Ontology annotation, biological process: apoptotic process. Lineage: Eukaryota; Metazoa; Chordata; Amphibia; Anura; Ranidae.